Molecule: messenger RNA, 224 nt
Organism: Paramuricea clavata
Lineage: Eukaryota; Metazoa; Cnidaria; Anthozoa; Malacalcyonacea; Plexauridae
Source: the annotation of a GenBank genome assembly
ACACCACAACCAAUGAGGAAACGUCUCAAGGCGAGAUGCGCCUCAAUGUCCAAGAGCUUCAUGUUGAAGUCCUUCAAUUAGAGAAAGAGAAGGCAGCAAUCGAGAAGGAAAAUCUUCUUUUACAACAGCAAAAAUUAAAGCUGCAGAUACACCUCCUUGAGAAAAAAGCAAAUGCUGCCAAAAAUAAUGAGCCGUUUCAAUGCCCUCUUUCUCCAAUAUUCUAA